AUGCCGGAACCACGACGUCUUGUUAUGUCUGAGUCACCAGAAUCUCAAACAUCUUACCCACACAGUUCAUCUCGACGCGGCAGCAUAGGAGGACAUAGUUCGGUGCGAGGAUCAAGCAUAGGUCCCACCACCAUGCGCAGCUCGGCCGAUUCAGUCAUUUCGCAAGACUCCUUCACGCCGUCAAUAGCAACAGGGACUCUCGUUCCUUUGCAGCAGAAAGGCGUUCUCGAAGAGGGCGACCGCCUAUCACCUCUACUUGAAGAUGACCCCAAAUCAUGGGAUCUUGUCGAACCUGAACAAGACAACCUGAAGGUAUUCUCGCUCGAGGCGCGGUCCGAGCAGCUGUUUUCCAGAGAGCAUCUUGCUGCCAUCUUCAAAGACACGCCAUCUCUACUCCGCUUUACCUCCUUCCUCAGCAUAGCACGGCCAGGGUCUGUGCCCAUUCUCAUCUACUACCUCGAUGCCUUGAAAGCACUGCGUGCAAUCAACUACGCCAAUGCCAUUGCAGAAGCACUAGAGCCCAUCCCUGGCCUGGAGUUUACAGACAGCCAAGCACGGCCUACCGUCAACGGAGUCCUGGAAGAAAAGGCAAGGCUGGCAUUCGAUAUACUGGUCCGGGACGACCUUCCGGCAUUCAUCACCCACAUCUUCACACAAGUUGUGAGUGUCAGUAUAUCGAAACGCGUCACUGGAAAUCUGCCCCCCUUGUUGCGUGAGGCUAGCGAAGGACUGGCGGAGGUGUUCUGUUUGACAGAUCCCUCAAGGAAAGACAACCCCAUCAUCUUUGCGUCCGAAGAAUUUCACCGGACGACACAGUACGGUGUCAGCUAUGCCAUCGGGCGGAAUUGUCGAUUCCUCCAGGGACCGAAGACGAACCGCAAUAGCGUCGCGCGCUUCAAGGAGAUGUGCAUGCAGGGCAAAGAGCACAGUGAAGUGUUCUUGAACUACCGGCGUGAUGGCUCACCUUUCAUGAACCUGCUCAUGCAAGCGCCUCUCCUUGAUUCUCGGGGUAAUCUUCGCUACUUCAUCGGCGCUCAAAUCGACGUCUCUGGUCUUGUCAAGGACGCCACGGACCUGGAUGCCUUCCGGCGCAUGCUUGACCAGGAAGAUGGCGUUGUACCCCCGGAAGAGGCCAAAGACGAGUUCCAGGAACUUAGUGAGAUGUUGAAUAAUGGCGAGCUAGACACUGUGCGUAAAUUUGGUGGUAACAUGCACCGAGACCACCUCGGCGACCAAGACGACAAAGCGAGCGGUGUCCAACGACCUAGACUGCUCAUUCAAGAUCAGUCAACGUUUGACGUGGAGACGGCGGAGAAGCCACUACUGAAACCCGAGGGUAGAUUGGUUGGACCGUACAAGCACUACCUCCUCGUCCGCCCUGCGCCCUCCCUCCGCAUCCUCUUUACAUCUCCCUCCCUCCGCGUUCCGGGCAUACUGCAAUCGCACUUCCUCGACCGCAUCGGCGGGAGCAACCGUGUGCGCGAAUCUGUUCGUGACGCGCUCGGCGAUGGAUCGCGCGGCGUAACAGCCAAGAUUCGAUGGCUGUCGCACGCGGUCCCAAAUCUGGAGACGUCGCACGAUGAAGGGCGGCCGCGCUGGAUCCACUGCACACCACUUCUAGGACAGAGUGGUAGUGUAGGGAUCUGGAUGAUCGUCGUUGUUGACGAGGAUAAGCACGCACAGCCGAACCGCAAGUUCAGACAGGCGCCUCCUGUCGCAAGCGAUAUACGAAAACCGUAUCAAGGUGGACAAGCGCAUCGGGAUCUGAACAGCCGGAUGAACGACGUCGAUCUGACAAGCGACGAGCGAGACACAUAUGGAAAUACGAAUCGUGUCGCCAGUCCCACGUACGACAAAAAUGGCGCAGGGGGGCAUAAAAGCAUGCUUCUCGACGCCAUGCGGUCUUCGUCGAGUCCGCGACGGUCGAUGAAUGAUCAAAGAGGUAUGCACUCGAGCACGAGUAGCCUGGAAGACUACAAGUACCGCAAUGGAAACAGCGUGGACUCGUUUCAGAUAUGA
Molecule: messenger RNA, 2019 nt
Organism: Ascochyta rabiei
Lineage: Eukaryota; Fungi; Ascomycota; Dothideomycetes; Pleosporales; Didymellaceae
Exons: 4
Coding region: 1-2019 (672 amino acids)
Cellular component (GO): nucleus
Source: RefSeq, a predicted model, not a curated record